UUCAUUCAUCUGCAAAAAUGACUGAUCAGGCCUACAACCCACAACACUACGGAGGAGGAAUAAUGCAACACCACGGCGGCGGAGGAAUGCACCAGCAGUGGGAUCCCAACCGGUCCCACCAGGUAGUAAAGGCAGCCACUGCCGCCACUGCCGGUGGCUCUCUCCUCCUCCUCUCCGGUCUCACACUCGCCGGCACUAUUAUUGCAUUGACGGUGGCUACUCCACUUCUGGUAAUAUUCAGUCCGGUGCUGGUCCCGGCGGCCAUCACUGUCUUCCUUUUGUUAACUGGGUUUUUAACGUCGGGAGGGUUUGGAGUGGCAGCAGUGACGGUGUUAUCGUGGAUUUACAAGUACGCAACUGGUGGGCAUCCACCCGGGGCGGACUCACUGGAUCAAGCUAGGGACAAGUUGGGUUACAGGGCUCGGGAGAUGAAAGGGAGAGCGGAGCAGGCGGGUGGAUGAGUGGGGCACUACCAGACUUGAGGAGCUAGAAAGCAAGAGAAGAUGGGGUGACUAUAAUGUCCAUUUUUAUUGCUUUUUGUCAUCUAUAUUUUGUUACAUGUUUAUGUGGGUGUGUUUUGUGUUUAUGUGGGUGUUACGAUGUUUAAAGUAAUAAUGCAAGUAUAAGUUUGAGUUUCCUUUUAUUUCUUUCUACUC
Messenger RNA from Cynara cardunculus var. scolymus (artichoke), 656 nucleotides. Its product is annotated as oleosin 1-like. The record is from RefSeq and is a predicted model, not a curated record. The transcript has a single exon. Gene Ontology annotation, cellular component: monolayer-surrounded lipid storage body; membrane; extracellular region. Bases 18 to 461 code for a protein of 147 amino acids. NCBI's taxonomy places the organism in Eukaryota, Viridiplantae, Streptophyta, Magnoliopsida, Asterales, Asteraceae. Gene Ontology annotation, biological process: sexual reproduction; lipid storage.